Messenger RNA from Ogataea philodendri, 303 nucleotides. RefSeq lists its product as uncharacterized. The coding region runs from base 1 to 303 and encodes 100 amino acids. The record is from RefSeq and is a predicted model, not a curated record. The transcript has a single exon. NCBI's taxonomy places the organism in Eukaryota, Fungi, Ascomycota, Pichiomycetes, Pichiales, Pichiaceae.
AUGCCUGUUCUGGAAGCAAUGUCUUUUCUCACGUUUGUGUUUGGAUUGGAGUUCCUGUUGAACUCGGCCACAAGUAAGCUGAGUAUUUCUCCCGACGCUCUUGAACGUCGGGUCUGGGUCGACUGGUCUGAUUGGUCUGUCUGGUCCAUAUUGCGGCCCGUCUUCUUCUCUGAGUCGGCGUCUGCGGAUGUGUCUGCUGUUUGGGGAGGGAGAUGGAAAGUGUCCUGGUCGUCCAAGUUGAAGUCGGUGUGGUCUGAAAACUGCUCAAACGGAGCCAUUCCAAACUGCGAGGGGCUCGAAUAA